Galeopterus variegatus (Sunda flying lemur) is the source of this 1203-nucleotide messenger RNA. RefSeq names its product GDNF family receptor alpha like (gene GFRAL). The coding region runs from base 1 to 1203 and encodes 400 amino acids. Gene Ontology annotation, molecular function: signaling receptor activity. Gene Ontology annotation, biological process: nervous system development. Gene Ontology annotation, cellular component: external side of plasma membrane; signaling receptor complex. The transcript has 9 exons. NCBI's taxonomy places the organism in Eukaryota, Metazoa, Chordata, Mammalia, Dermoptera, Cynocephalidae. The record is from RefSeq and is a predicted model, not a curated record.
AUGAUAGUGCUCAUUUUCCUGGCUAUUGGGCUGAGCUUAGAAAAUGAAUUCACUUCCCAAACCAGUGACUGCACAUAUUUAAGAGAGCAAUGCCUAAGUGAUGCAAAUGGAUGUAAAUAUUCGUGGAAAAUAAUGGAAGAUGCCUGCAAUGUUUCAGAUCCAGGUGACCCCUGCAAGAUGAGGAAUUCGUCACACUGUAACCUGCGUAUCCAGUCUUUAGUGCAAAGCAACGUCCAAUUUAAAGAGUGUCUCUGUACUGAUGACCUCUACUGUACUGUGAAAAAAUUGCUUGGAAAAAAAUGCACCAAUAAAUCAGAUAACAUGAAAGAGAAUAAUAAAUUCAAAUGGAAUAUAACUACUCUUUCCCAUCGUGGAUUCAAAGGGAUCCUGUCCUGUUUGGAAGUGGCAGAGGCGUGUGUAGGGGAUGUGGUCUGUAAUGCACAGUUGGCCGCUUACCUUAAAGCUUGCUCACCAAAUGGAAAUCUGUGUGAUGUGAAACACUGCCAAGCAGCCAUACGGUUCUUCUAUCAAAAUAUGCCUUUUAACAUUGCCCAGAUGUUGGCUUUUUGUGACUGUGCUCAAUAUGAUACACCUUGUCAGCAGUCCAGAGAAGCUCUUCACAGCAAGCCAUGUGCAGUGAACAUAGUUCCACCCCCUACUUGCCUCGAUGUAAUUCGCAGCUGCCGAAAUGAUGAAUUAUGCAGGAGGCGCUAUAAGACAUUUCAGUCAAAAUGCUGGCGGCGUGUGAAUAGAAAGUGCCAUGAAGAUGAGACCUGCAUGAGCACCUUAAGCAAACAGGAUCUCACUUGUUCAGGAAAUGAUGACUGCAAAGCAGCUUACAUUGGUACCCUUGGAACAGUCCUUCAAGCGCAAUGUACCUGUAGGGCCAUUACACAAAGUGAAGAAUCUUUGUGCAAGAUUUUCCAGUACAUGCUUCACAGAAAAUCAUGCUUCAAUUAUCCAAUCCUGUCUAAUGUCAAAGGCAUUGCAUUGUAUAAAAGAAAACAUGCAAAGGAAAUCACUUUAAUGGGAUUUAAUUCCCCCUUCAAUGGGGAAGUAAUCUAUGCUAUCAUGUGCAUGACAGUCACCUGUGGAAUCCUUCUCUUGGUCAUGCUCAAGUUGAGAACCUCCAGAAUGUCAAGUCAAACAAGAGAUCCUUUACCAAUCCAAAUAGCUGGAGGACUGAGAGUCAUGGAUCAUUAG